AUGGCGACUAAAGGAAAAGGAAGAUCUCGGGAGUUAUCGCGAGAACGUGAUAUUUGCCAAAUCAUGGAGGCCAUAGGAAGAACAUUGAUAAUUUUGGGGUGUUUCUCCUUUGCAUUUUCCACUAAAGUACCAGUUUUAUUGUGGUCUUCUUCCAGAUCUUUUGCUGACUUACCACAGAGCAAUGCAGGAAAAACUGUCCUGUCCACAGAUUUUACACAGCAAUACUUGAAGCCACUGACAACUGGAAAAGAUGGCAACCUUGUUGUUUUUAUGCAGGACAAGCUAAGUCUGCAGGACUUCACCCAGCAUGCCGAUGUUUACAACCCAGAGAGUGAUGGUGGGGUCUUCAAGAACAUCAAGGGGUUCAUGGACGACCUAUCUUCAGUAAGUCUCCCAUCCGUUCAUCUCCCUGGUCUCGCUGUUGAUGAAACAAUCAAGAAAUUCAAAGGAAAAGUUCACCAAGUGAAGGGUCAAGACAUCACCAAGAUUGGCCUUGACACGGCUGUUCCUAAUUUGAUCAUUGUGACCUUGAACUCAGUAUCUGACAGUCCCACUGAAGCAGAGGGCUUCAAGAAGAAUGAUGAAGCCAUAGCUAAAGUGAUUAGACACCUGACAAAGCGUGAUGUUAAGUAUACGGCUCUCUAUACAGCCAGGACCUCACAAGCUGCCGAAAGUAGUGGUGCAGAAACUAAGAGAAAACUUCUGAGUACACAGGAAGUAUCUAAUGUUCAAUCUGAUGUUGUAAACAUUGCAAACGGAACGCUAAUUAACUCUACAUGUCUGCUGAUGUAUAUGCGAUCCAUCACCGUGGUGUUCCAGAAUAAAACUUAUAUCAGUAACAAAACAGAUAAUGUUAAUAAGACUUCAGUCAGUAUAUCCUGUUCCAACAAUACAGCCAACUUGAAUUUUGGUUUCAAGGCUGAUACAGAUGACCGAAUGACUUUAAGCAUGCACAUGGCAGUAGGUAAUGUGUCAGGCUACUGGAGUGUAGUAGAGGCCAGUCUGACUGUGAAGGGCCAAACCAAUGACUUCUCCUUAGACAGUGUGUCUGCUCCAAAGGGAUUCUCCUAUCACUGCUCCAGCUUAGGAAAAGCAGGCAACAGCACGGGGGCCAACAUCACGGUUUCCUUUGAUGGAUUCCAGCUGCAGCCAUUUGGCGUUAUGAAUUACCAGUUCUCGGAUGGCUGGGACUGCAUCCCCUUCUUCACUGAGGUGAUCUGGAUGGGAAUUGUUUCCAUGGCAGUGGUCCUCCUCAUUCUCCUCCAUGGUUUUACCAUGUUGACCUCAGUCACCACCCAGGAUAGAUUUGAUGACCCCAAGGGCAAAACUAUCACUGUCAAUGUCAAUGAAUAGAGAACUAAUUCACAUUUGUUUUUAUAUUUUUGUUACUUAUCAUUCCUUAAAAGUUAGAUUAAGCUGUAUGAAUAUGUCUCUGAAGAAGGUUUUAUCUGACUUUUUAUAAAUUAAAAAUGACAGUAAAAUUUUUUUUUAUUAUUUUUGUUAUUAUUACAUGAAACUGUGUAAAGAAUUUGUUAAAUUAUAAUAGGGUAAUUUUUUUAAA
This is a messenger RNA of Saccostrea echinata, 1561 nucleotides long. RefSeq names its product V-type proton ATPase subunit S1-like. Bases 1 to 1353 code for a protein of 450 amino acids. NCBI's taxonomy places the organism in Eukaryota, Metazoa, Mollusca, Bivalvia, Ostreida, Ostreidae. The transcript has 10 exons. Gene Ontology annotation, cellular component: proton-transporting V-type ATPase complex. The record is from RefSeq and is a predicted model, not a curated record.